AUGUUUAGGAAUUUAAUUAAAUUAGGAGGCUGUUUGGGAUUAUUGAGUUCAUCAACUAUUAUGUGCAAUCAGAUUAGAGGUAAAAAUGAUGAUGAUUAAUUACCUCAUUAUCAUUUUCUUAAUGAUCAUGAUUUAUAGAAAUUGCAAAAGAAACAUACAAAUCUAUCGAUCAUAGAGAGAAGUUAUACAGAACAUAUUCUAUCAGUGAUAAGAGAUGUUUAAACAGAUAUUGUGGAUUUCAGAAAGAAUGCAGAUCGUUUAAUUCGAAUUUUGAUUGAAUAAGCCAUCUCUCAAAUUGAAAAAAAGAAGCACAUAAAAUAAUCUCCAUUAGGAUAUUAUGAUGCUCAUGAGUUAAAAUUUCAGGAUGAGGAAAUCUGCUUUGUGAGUAUAUUGAGAUCAGGAAAUGCAUUUUUAAUAGAAGCAUUGAAGGUUAUGACAGGAGCAUCAAUAGGAUAAAUACUAAUUUAAAGAAAUGAGGAAACUUCACAACCUUCAUAUUUUUUCUAAAAAUUGCCUCAAAAUAUCAAGGAUUAAUAAGUUAUUUUAGUGGACCCUAUGUUGGCCACAGGAGGAAGUGCAAGUAUGGCUAUAAACAUUUUAAAACAUCAUGGAGUUAAAGAAGAAAAUAUCACAUUUUUAACUUUAGUUAGUUGUGAAUAGGGGUUAAGUAAAUUGUUUAGUGAAUAUCCUAAAAUUAAGAUUAUUACAGCUCAAGUUGAUCCAAUCUUAUUGAAAGAUAUCAACUACUUGGCUCCAGGAAUAGGUGAUUUUGGAGAUAGAUACUUUGGGACUGUAAAAAGAAAUUAGGCUUAAUAAUGAGUAUUAUUAUACAAAGAGCAACAUAAUUAAUGAAAUUCUGUUUAUAA
Messenger RNA from Paramecium tetraurelia, 866 nucleotides. RefSeq lists its product as uncharacterized. The record is from RefSeq and is a predicted model, not a curated record. The transcript has 3 exons. NCBI's taxonomy places the organism in Eukaryota, Ciliophora, Oligohymenophorea, Peniculida, Parameciidae.